AAUCUCAUUGGGGCGGGAUAGAUGCAGAAAUAUGAGAUCAUGACAAUGUUAGGCUUAUAAAUUGUCAGAGCUUUGGGUUGCUGGCAGACUGAACUCAGUGAAAGAAAGUGGGAUCCAAAACACAAGUGGAUUGAGGCAAACUGUAAGAAGCUCUUGUUAAAAAUAAUAUCAAGAUCCAAGGAAAAGUUUACCUUCUCUAGUGGAGUUUGCAGUACAAUUUUGGAAAUAUGUGUUGUUCAGGGUGUGCCAAGUGUGUUGGAGUUACUCUCAUUCCUCUAGUUAUACUAUGUAUUCUUGCCAAUAUUUUGUUAUUUUUUCCUGGGGGAACAAUUGAAACCAGCGACCAUAUUUCAGAUGAAGUUUGGUACUUUGGAGGAAUUUUGGGUUCUGGUAUACUGGUGGUGUUUCCUGCUUUGAUCUUUUUGGGUCUUAAGAAUAAUGAUUGUUGUGGAUGCUGUGGAAAUGAAAGCUGUGGAAAAAGAUUUGCUAUGUUUACUUCUAUAAUAUUUUCAGCAGUUGGGAUUGUGGGAGCUGGAUACAGUUUUAUUGUGUCAAUUGUCGCUUUGAACAAAGGGCCCAAGUGUAACACUGCUAGCAAUAGUACCAUCUGGGCCUAUCCAUUUAAAGAUGGGGAUUACCUUGGGGAUCAUAAUUUAUGGAACUAUUGCCGGUCACCAGAAUCCAUUGUGCCCUGGAAUCUGACCCUCUUCUCUCUGCUGCUGAUAAUGAGUGGACUUCAACUGGUCUUGUGUGCCAUUCAGGCAAUCAAUGGUCUCUUUGGAACUAUGUGUAAAUGUUGUGGGUGCUGUGGGGGAGAUGGAACAGUUUAAAGAAGAUGAUUGCAAUAUAUCAGCUGUGAUAACGCAGAAAAUCCCUUCCUAGACUUUCCUCUUGAUAUGAUGGGCCGAGUGCCUUUACAUGAAACAGGUCCAGAAUGAGGGGUCUUUUCUCAUGAUAUAGGAGAACCACUUUUCCCUUCCUGAGCUUAUUUCUCCUGUUGGGCUAGAGCGUAUUUAUUUUUAUAAUAAAUUCUUUUCCAAGACAAACUCUUUGUGAUAAGACCAGUUGCAACUUUUGGCUCCUUCCCUUCAAGAGGCAAAAUUAUUAAACCACUUGUCUAUGGUUUGUUUAAAGAUUGUCCAUGCUGGAAAUAAGUUGCUAAUAAUAAUAAUAAUAACAACAACAACAAUUUACAGGAGUGUGAGAUAAAGAUUCACAUUUGGAAUGUUUACAGACUCUGUAUAGGGUUUUUUUUACUCUCCACUAUUCCCUAUUGUUUCUCAGUUACUGUUUAUAAUAGUUGCAUGUUAUUUUGUGUUGCUAGAAGUCAAAUGGUAUGCUCCUUCGUAGCUGUAUUUACAUGUUACUGUGUUAAUAUAUAGAAAUAUUUCAGUUUUCCAACUGAACGCUUACUUUAAAACAGAUCAUAUGAAAAUAAUAAACCAUAAUGGAAUUAUAA
Molecule: messenger RNA, 1459 nt
Organism: Candoia aspera
Lineage: Eukaryota; Metazoa; Chordata; Lepidosauria; Squamata; Candoiidae
Gene: TM4SF4
Product: transmembrane 4 L six family member 4
Cellular component (GO): membrane
Source: RefSeq, a predicted model, not a curated record